This is a messenger RNA of Tricharina praecox, 2275 nucleotides long. RefSeq names its product ankyrin repeat-containing domain protein. The transcript is spliced from 3 exons. The record is from RefSeq and is a predicted model, not a curated record. The annotation marks the transcript as partial. Lineage: Eukaryota; Fungi; Ascomycota; Pezizomycetes; Pezizales; Pyronemataceae. Gene Ontology annotation, molecular function: protein binding.
CCCCUCCAACUGCAAGGCCCAACGCGACGAAAUACUCUCCGCUAGAGAUGAAGACGGAAAUACCUGUAAAUGGUUGAUAGCCGACGAACGCUACAGGCAGCGGACUCAGAACGAUAACCAACCAGUGCUCUAGAUACAUGGAGAUUCCGGAUGUGGAAAGAGUGUCUUCGCUUCGUUCCUAUUGUCACUCCUUGCUGAAGAUACCAUUUCGACUUUUGGACGGAAGCAUCUGGUCGCCUAUUUCUUCUGUAACGAUAAGGACGAACGCCUGAGGACGCCGCGUGCCGUGUUGGCGAACCUCCUUGCACAGCUAUUAGCGCAAAAGCCGGAUACGGUGGUACACUUUCUGGCGCAAUCGGAGUACCGCAUGAACAAAGAGAAAACAGUAUGGACCUUUUUCAUGCUCCUUAAAUUGUUUCGUACUAUUAUGAGGCAUAUCAAUACGCCUUUAUGUCUAAUUAUCGAUGCUCUCGAUGAAUGCGAAGAACCGGACAGAAUGAUCCUCAUUCCCCUACAGCGCCUCUUGCAACACUCAGCCAUCAUGCCUAAACUGGUCCUCACCAGCCGCCCUCACAUCCAAGUGUGUUCACACAUGACGUCUGUCGCCGUAAUACCUCUGGAGGCAGCGAAUCUCAAGUGCGAUAUCACAACCGUCGUCGCCACCGAGGUUGGCAAGCUAAAUCAUCUCGCUGGAUUGGCGAACGAGAUCCAGGAGACCCUCGUUAACGGCGCCAAUGUGAUGUUUCUCUGGGUUUCACUAAUUCUGCACGACCUCAGAAACUCCACCUCGACAACACCUAGAUCCAUUCGCCAGAAACUGAAAUCUUUGCCGGCGAAUAUCGAAGAGAUUUACAAGAAUAUCCUACGCCGCAUCAACCCCGACGACCGAGAGUUAGCGGGAACCAUCCUUCGAUGGGUGCUCUGGGCCAUGCGUCCCUUAACCAUAGGCGAGUUGGCGAUAGCAAUUGCUAUACGGCCUGGUGCUGAAUCCAUGGCCUCCUUGGAAGACGAUAUUCAGUUGCAUCUGGAAACCCCACUUCGAUCUCUCUUCGGUCCUAUGUUCAAGGUUGAGGCUGACAACACUGUUCACCUUGUGCAUCAUUCAGCCAAUGAUUUCCUUCUUUCGGACUCUGCAAAGAAAUUCUUCCAUUCUGAAUUUAGGUCGGACAGUGGCGAAGAGGUCGGCUCCGCUAGCCGGCACCUUUCAUCGGACGAGGUGAAUGUCGAGCUCGCUGCCGACUGCUUGCGAUAUAUGUCGUUUUCCGAAUUCGAAGAUGGCCCUGUACCCUUCGAUGGGACCAUAAUUUGUUCUCGCUCUGAGCUACUGUUUCGGUCGAAUGUGCGGAGACCAGAGAUCGCACUCUACGAUUAUGCUACUCAACAGUGGGCAGGCCAUGUCAGGAGGUCAAGUAAGAAGGCGAGACAAAAGCACCACCUUGCGAGGGAUUUCCUGAAUCUGGCGAAAUACGAAAGGAGGUUAAAUCAAGCCCACAGUAUGCGCAGUCUUGGAGACGAUACGGCGUUGCACAUGACGGCAAAGGGAGGAAAUAAGGCCAUAGUCCAGCUGCUUCUGGAUCAGGGCGCCAGUGUCGAUGCCCAAGACAAGUAUGGGUGGACGGCGUUGCAAUUUACGGUAUUGAAUGGCAAACAGGGCAUAUCUCAGCUAUUUUUGGACCGAGGCGCCAACAUUGAAGCCCAAACGAACAAUGGGUGGACGGCGUUACUCAUAGCGGUAUACUAUCGCAAAGAGGCCACUACUAUCCACCUACUUCUGGACCGGGGCGCUAAUCUCGAAGCCCAAACGAACGAUGGGCAGACGGCGUUGCGAUUAGCGGUACAAGACGGCAAAGAGGCCACUAUCCACCUACUUCUGGACCGAGGCGCCAAUAUCGAAGCCCAAGCGAACGAUGGGCGGACUGUGUUGUAUUUGGCGGUAGGUAAUGGCAAACAGGACAUAGUUGAGCUGCUUUUGGACCGAGGCGCCAACAUCGAAGGUAAAGACAAGGACGGGGGUACGGCUUUGAAAGUAGCGGUUUUAACUGGAUCUUUGGAAAUCUUCCGGCUGCUUCUAGACCGGGGGGCCAAUAUCGAAGUCCAAGACAAUGACGAGUUGACGGCAAGGUUGAAAGUGGCGGCUUCAGCUGGAGAUGUGGCCAUUUCCCAGCUAAUUCUAGACCAGCCCGCCCAUAUCAGAACCCAAGGCACUCAUGCAUUGACGGCGUUGCUUCCGGCGGCCAUAAAUGAAAAUGAGACCAUUCCCCAACUGCCUCUCGAC